This is a messenger RNA of Acanthaster planci (crown-of-thorns starfish), 4933 nucleotides long. RefSeq lists its product as uncharacterized. Gene Ontology annotation, cellular component: extracellular matrix. Gene Ontology annotation, molecular function: protein binding. The record is from RefSeq and is a predicted model, not a curated record. Lineage: Eukaryota; Metazoa; Echinodermata; Asteroidea; Valvatida; Acanthasteridae.
AAGUAAUGACAACUAAUUCAACACAAGAUGAAAUUAUCCACUGAUUAAGAAAUUCCCCAUACAAAGUAAUGACAACUAAUUCAGCACAUGAUUUGAUUUAUCUCACCGUCAAGAUUCAAAUAAAGACAUAAAAGUUUUGUGGCCCAUCUUUCUUGACUUAUAACAAGCAACUUUAACCUUGCGCAGGGUUUUGAUGGCACAAGUCAAGUUUAGGCAUCACCCAGGGCAAAACGUGCAUCGGAUACAUGCCGCCUGCUCUCAUGCCAGCCUGCAACUUAAAGCGAUUAGGUUUACACUAGAUCCGUCAACCACAAACGCCUGGACCCAGCAUUGAACAAGGGAGAACAGUGACAUCAUCAGCACAGUGCAUUACCAGUUGAUGGCCCCAGGCUUUGUCAGUGCACAUGCCUAGACGGCACUUGCCUGAUGAUAUAUGGCCCCCAAUCAUCCACAGACAAACUUCAGAGUGCUCCCAACCAGCUGACAGUUAGCAAGACCACGCUUCCAAACACAAUUUGUCCCGCACCUUUCCAGCCAUUUACUGCUGGGACUGGCGGAUGGCUUUGUGAACUUGGACUUUCCAAGUCAUCACAGCUACAUGUACUACCUACAUGUACAUUUCUUCUGUGCAUGAUCAUCAUCACUGGAGGAGUUCUCCACAGUUCUGCUGCUGAUUUGAACACCACAUACCAACGGGCUCGACUGACAGGUUUGUCUCGUUGACCGACUUUUAAAACAUCUCAACUUCUCCUUCAACCCAAAUACCAUUUCAUCAAAGACGAGGAGGAAUUUUCUGUGAGGAUGCAAUCAUUUGAGUUACUGGUAAUUGAUCGGCAUCGCAUGCAGUCAACAUCAAGAAAUAGUCAGCAGAGUCUAAAAGCAAAAAAUCUGCUACUCCUCUGAACUGAUUCCAAAUUCUGGAAAGAGUUGCAAGUUCUGCAAAGUGUUGUAAAAGUUACCAGGGUGAGAGUAACUUUUUGGGGACAAUAACUGUAUGUCCAUCCAGAAACUUCCCUUUGCAACGAAUGAACAUCACCAAAAUUUCUGUCCAAUUGAGAACAAUGUUGCUUGAGAGAAGUCCCUUUGGCAUCAAAAACUGACAUCCAAUUGAAGUGUUUCUCAACAUAACUUCAUGGAAAUUACAGAGUUUAAACAGGACCAAACUCACAUUGAAUGAUUCGGCAACUACAGAUGGCAUUAACCAACAAAUCACAAGGCUAGAAUCACAUCACAAGCCAAGUGGAAAGGAAGCGAGGCAGUUGGCAGCACUCGAGCGAUCCAGGAUGGAAAUGUGGAGAGGAAUCGUUGCUGGACUGGGUGUUCUGUUUCUGGCAUCACUGAAUGAUGCCGGAACCGCAUCCUUGAUAACUGACAAAACAUUCUGCGAUGCAUGUUGCUCUGGACCAUCGGGGGUACCGGGGAUACCAGGUACUCCGGGCCAGCACGGCGAAGACGGCAAGCCCGGAAAGAGGGGGCCAAAGGGUGACCCUGGGGAUAUCGGCUUCAAGGGGGAGCCGGGAUUGACCGGUGUGGAGGGACUAAAAGGUAUCAAGGGUUCCAAAGGCGCCAAAGGGUUCUUUGGCAAGCUUGGUCCUAGAGGUCCACCAGGAGAAAUUGGCCCCAAGGGAGAUAUUGGGGAGAAAGGGAUAAAGGGUGACCUUGGAGACAAAGGGGAGAAGGGUGACCAGGGGCCGAUCGGUCCUACGGGUGAGCAAGGAGUGCAAGGUCAAAAGGGAGUGAAAGGACGACGUGGUACUCCUGGUCAAAGAGGAAUCACUGGGACAAAGGGGAGGAGAGGUGACAGGGGAUUCGUGGGUUUACAGGGACCUCCAGGACCCCAGGGGAUAGGUAUUCAAGGCCCUAAGGGAGAGACAGGCAGAAGAGGAGACAAGGGAGAACCUGGCUUGCCGGCCCCUGAGCUCAUGCAAUGUGCCUUUAUGGUCCACUGCUUCAUCUCCAGCGGUGAUCUGAGCCAUGGCCGAGGUGAGAUCAUCCCCUUUGACGACAUCGUCACCAACAUUGGCCAGUACUACGACAUCAACCGAAGGAAGUUCAUUGCGCCGAUCCCAGGCACCUACGUCUUCCACUUUACCACAGACUUUGACAAGGGCCAGCUGCAACUGAAGAAGAACGGAGAGACCAUGGUGGAGGCCAAACGUUUCUCCAGCAUCGUGAUUGAGCUGCAGAUGAGUGACCAAGUCUGGCUGAGCAUGGCAGAAGACUCCAUCUUCAGCGAUGCCCACUUCUACCUCUCUGGCUUUUUGCUCCACAUCCAGUUUGAGUAUCUUGCAAACAACAUGUAUGUCACUGCUCAUUGAAAAACUAUCACCAAAGCAUGAGUUUGCUAGCAAAAUCUGAACAAUUGGACGAUGAGGUCAUGACAACCGAUGAACUACUUGCUGGUUACAUUUACCAAGUAAACAAAUCAUCUUCCUGGAAUAUAAUUUAACAGACCAUGCAGCAUCUCCUCCAGUGUGCACAGCAGACGACCUUGCAGUCUACAAUGAUAUAGCCCAAAAUGCGUCCAACAAUGGUUGAAGUACAUUUGAUGUUUAUGGACACACCAAGGAGAAUUUAGCAAUGCAUACUUGGUUUAUAAACUUGUUUUAAAAAAAACACACAUCUUUAAGACAUAUUGCAAUGCCGCAAGCACACAGCUGGUUUAACAUUGGUCAAGGAGGUCAAAUUUUAAAGAUAAACUUUUCUUGAUUGAUUUAACAUUUCUGUAUUAAUGUCUAAAGCAGAAAAAAAUAUUUCCAAAAGUGUCAAAGUACUUUGUAUAAUGAUUACAUGAAAAUCAGUUUUGGCACAUAUAAUGUAGCAAUAUGGUACCGUACUAACAAUUAUGUAUUUAUUACUUUGAGGCCUUUUUUCUUGAAAUAUCUAGUUACUUCCUUUGUGCCAUUUUCAUAUGAUAUCUAUCUUUCUCCCACAAAAAUAUGGGCUCCCCAGCUUUUUCCUAAUUGGAUUUCCUAUCUUUGGCUAUUCUAAUAACUAUUAUUUAUGGUGACAUACACUGUACUUGUGCAUCCAUGGUAUGUUAAAGCUAUCAAAAUAGAAAUUUGAUGUCUCAAAUUUGUUAUGUCAACUACUGAUUGAAUCUGUUAGUUUACAAAAUUGAUCUGUUAUCCACACAGAUGGAGGCAUUACAUGUAACUUGGUUUAAGCCUAGGGUCUGUCAUCCAAAGUUUUCUGAUCUUGUUAUCAUACAUGUAGAUACAAAUUGUUACCCUCAAAACAUGUGUAGUAAACCCCUCAUUUCCUAACCAUUCAGAACAUCUUCACCACCCUGCCUAGUGUGUAAAGCCUUUCUUGGCUUAAGUCCAACUUCAUAAUGCGAAAACACUUUGGACAUCGAAUCCUACUAUUCAGAGGAUGUCUGUAUUUCUUCCUCUUCCACUUGGCCAAGCUCUUGCGAUUUUUGUCUAUUUCAUCCUGAUUCUUUUGGUGCCAUUUUUUUCCUUCUCUUAUUCAUGUCUCAUUCAAUUGGUCUUUAUUAACGGACAAGUCUUACUGGCCCUUGCUAAAAUGUCAAGCAUGUACAUGCGGGCUCAUAGUAAUUGAAAGUGAAACCAAGGCACUUUGUGAAGAGUCUGCAAGCUUGUCCAAAUCACAAAGGAACUUGAAGAGAUUUAAUUGGCUUUGCAUGUUACUUGUAGCGGUACCUGACUCACAGCUUAGUGUUGAAGUGCUACUUGAUGGGUAGAAGACUUUCUAUAAUAAAGUGUAGUUGACAGCCUAAACUUGCAAAUUUAGCACACAGAAAUCUCAACUGCUGCCCAAGCCAAUGUCCCCGCUGACUGACAUGCAUUCUGUUAAAAUAAUCAGCAGGAGCCAAGAUGUUAAACCCAGCUGCUACAGGUAUAUGCAGGCAACUACAUUUGAUCAAUGACAACACACAUGUAUUCUGCUUGGAAGGGCGAAUGCCUUUCAAUCGAUGCAUUUUCAUGGUGCCUCUUGUCCACUCGUGUAAGUUGAGGACAGAGCUCAACAAAACUGAACAGAAGAACAGGAAAUGUAGUCAACAGAUGGGAUAAAAAUGUACUUUGAAAAGGAACCCUAACAGGUUACUAACAAAUCAUGUCAUUAUGCAUUGACAGUGCUACGGACUUGUUCCAACCUGAGUUCUUGCACAACAAGAAAACUUACUUGAUAAACCAUAAGUUCUGCUAUGCAGCAUUUAGAAAUCAAACCAUGUAAGAUAACAUAUAAGUGGAGUGAGUGGUUAUGAGACCACAACCAGUUGAACCAGCUUAAGAAAUGAACACAUACAUGUGAAAUCUCUUCAAGUAUUCUCACUUCCUUUGAUCAGUUCGUCUCUAUCUUCUCUUUCUUGUCUCUCUUUACAUGUCUCCCUCAAUCUACCUCUCAACCCAGCUAAUCCUCCUGUCUUUCCAGCUGCUUUCCUCACUUUCUUUAUGCCUACCUCUAAGUAUGGUAACGAUGUUCAUUUCAGUUCGUGUCUUUAUUUAAAUAAAGAUGGCUUGCAACACAGAUACAGUGCAGAUACAUAUUUCUCACAUUGAGACAUCGAUCAAAUACACAGUGUAUCGUGGUUGGAUCCUGUUAAAAAUAUGACCAAUUCAUUCUCUGCAUUUCUGCCAUGAACACACCAGAAAUUUGACCUCUUGCAAAGGUCAACAUACAACUAAAAUUUAUUGAGUUCUGAAAUUCACAAGAAUAGCAAACAAGCUUGCAGCAAAAAAGAAAGCCAAACACCAAUACAGUAUUAAUUUGUCUUCUGUUGACCGAGAAGGAACUAAGCAUUAAAAGUUGACUGUAAAUAAAUCAAUUGAAAUAUGUAAAUAUCAACAUAGGGAACAACCAUUUUUACACAUUUAUUAUGAAAUUACUGUUCAUGUACGUAUUAAAGUUUGCAUGAUCACUAUUUAAUUUUAUGCGGUUUGAAAUAAAAUCUGUAAUACGUAACAGC